AUGGGCGCUCAAAUGCUCCUCUCACCUGGUCCUCACCCUCAGCCCACAGGGGAAAAGGAUUCCAUGCUUGAGACCACCUGUUUGGCCCCGAUACACCAACCUCCUCAGAACAGACACCCCCGCGAGAGGCUGGGCAUCUCCAAGCCCCAGUCCUCCAACGGCUCCCAGAUGCGCUCAGGAGAAGGCCCAACUGCCCCCCGAGGACCCACGCGGCUGGCCUCAGUACUCACCGCACUCCUUCCUGCCACUGGGCCUUUGUACAUGCUGUUCCCUCGCCUCAUUAGGUCUCAAGGUGAAGGGCUUGUCCUCGGAAGAGUGCCGUCGCCUCAAGGCCUCGCCGGGCCCCAGGGCGCCCAGGCCGCCGGGUGCCGCGCACUGAUGACGUCACUGGCCGCCCUCACCUGCUCCUCGGGUCUUGUCAGUGCUCGCCUCCUUUCGACUGUGCUCGGGCUCCCCAAAGCCCCUCUGAGCCGGGGCAGGUACCCCCCCCCCCCCACCUGCUCUGCAGCCCCUCUGGCCUCCGUGUGGUCCUAA
This is a messenger RNA of Rangifer tarandus platyrhynchus (Svalbard reindeer), 534 nucleotides long. Lineage: Eukaryota; Metazoa; Chordata; Mammalia; Artiodactyla; Cervidae. The record is from the annotation of a GenBank genome assembly.